AUGUCGACUUCAUUCACGAUGAUCGGCGGUGAAGGUCCCGAGAGUUACCAAAAGCAUUCAAAAUAUAAGGGAGGAUUGCUUGAAGCAGCAAAGGAGAAGAUCAACGAAGCCAUCUCUAUGAAACUCGACAUCGUCUUCACUUCAAAUCUUGUUAACAUAGCAGAUUUUGGUUGUUCCACUGGACCUAACACUUUCAGAGCGGUACAAACCAUAAUAGAUGCCGUGGAACACAAGUAUUAUCUCCAUGAAACAGAAUUCCAAGUUUUCUUCAACGAUUCUUCAAACAACGAUUUCAACACUCUCUUCGAGACACUUCCUCCGGCUAGAAAAUAUUUUGUAACUGGAGUUCCGGGUUCUUUCUUUGGCCGUGUUCUUCCUAGGAGAAGUCUUCAUGUCGGAGUUUCUUCUUAUUCACUCCAUUUCGUAUCCAAGAUUUCCAAAGAAAUUAAAGACCGUGAUUCUCAUGUAUGGAACAAGGACAUACACUGCACUGGACAUACACAAGAAAUGAUUCCUCAACUUGCCAAUGCCAAACCAGGGAUGCAAUAUCUUAUCGUGCUUCGAAGAAUUUGA
This is a messenger RNA of Arabidopsis lyrata subsp. lyrata, 573 nucleotides long. Its product is annotated as probable S-adenosylmethionine-dependent methyltransferase At5g38780. Gene Ontology annotation, biological process: methylation. Gene Ontology annotation, molecular function: S-adenosylmethionine-dependent methyltransferase activity. Lineage: Eukaryota; Viridiplantae; Streptophyta; Magnoliopsida; Brassicales; Brassicaceae. The transcript has 2 exons. The record is from RefSeq and is a predicted model, not a curated record. Bases 1 to 573 code for a protein of 190 amino acids.